Molecule: messenger RNA, 1731 nt
Organism: Colletotrichum higginsianum IMI 349063
Lineage: Eukaryota; Fungi; Ascomycota; Sordariomycetes; Glomerellales; Glomerellaceae
Product: putative Alpha methylacyl-CoA racemase
Exons: 1
Coding region: 1-1731 (576 amino acids)
Molecular function (GO): catalytic activity
Source: RefSeq, a predicted model, not a curated record
AUGGCAUCAGAAAAGAUCCCUGACAUUUACGGACCGGGCACUUUCACGGACAAAACAUUUACGCCAGUACCUGAAGACACUCAGAGAAUCUUCCGUCUCAUAGCAAGUCAGACUCCCGGUUUCACGCAAGAUGAGCGCCUGCUCUCCAAAGUCAAAUUCACCGGAGAGGACUACCCUGUCAUUCCUGGACCCAUCAAGGCUGUCUCCGUUGCCGCUGCCCUCCACGCAAUGACUGGCGUUCUCGCCGACGAGAUUCUGGCCAUUCGCGGCGAAAACAACGAUGAGCGACAAACCACUGUCAACACCACACAUGCAGCAUUCUGGUUCGGCUGCAUCGCGACCGCUUUCCUCGACGGUGUUGAUGUAGUCACCAUGGUCAAGCAGGGCAAGCUCAAGGGUCUUCUUCCUGACUGGGAGCAAGGCUGGACGGACACAUCUCUCAAGUACCGGACAACUGGGCUGUACCCGACCAGCGACCCUGAAGUCUGGUAUUCUCUACACGGCAGCAUGAACGCUGACCCGGUCUUACGCUCUAUCGGCGUCGACCCCUCGGCCCCGAUCAAGUCCAAUGACGAGGCCGCUGCGCACAUUGCCCAGCACACUGCCAAACUGAGCCCCGAGAAGAUGGAAAUGACCAAUCUACUCAACGGCUUCUGUGGCAGCAUCUGCUUUACCCCGAAACAGUGGCGCGAAUCCGAAAUGGGCCGUUCUCUGGGCAGACACCCUCUUGUCAAUGUCAAGAAGCAAGACCAGGCCAUCCCUACAGCGCCCGUCGGCUUCCCGCCUAUGAACCCCAACGACAAGCGGCCUUUGGCAGGUGUCAAGGUUGUCGAGAUGACCCGCGUGAUUGCCGGUCCAGAGAUCGGAACCAUUUUGGCGGCAUACGGCGCCGACGUCAUCCGCAUCAACCCUCCUCAUUUGCCCGAUAUCAACAUCAUGCAACUUUCCCUCAACGCCGGCAAGCGUACAAUUGCAAUCGAUCUCCGGAAAGAGAAGGACGCUGCCCUGUUGAAAUCGCUCGUGUAUGAGUGCGACGUCUUCAUCCAAGGCUUCCGCAUCAACAAGAUGCCCAAGUUUGGUCUUGGGUUGAACGAUGUCCUGAAGAUGGCUGGCGAGCGUGGCCGGGGCAUCGUUUACGUGAGCGAGAACUGCUACGGCCCCGACGGAUACUACGCCGAGCGACCCGGCUGGCAGCAAAUCGCCGAUGCCGCUGCCGGAUCUGCCUACGUCACCGGACAGUCGCUGAACUUGCCCAACAAUGAGGCUGUACUGCCCAGCUUGCCCAUUUCGGACAUGUCGACUGGAGUUUUGGGCGCAGUCGGCGCCAUGCUUGGCCUGAAGCGACGCGCUCUUGAGGGAGGUAGCUAUUACUCGCAUGCCAGUCUGACUGGCGUGAACGCCUACGCUCUCACUGAAGACGUCGGUCUAUACCCCAAGAGCACGGUGGAGGAAUGCAAGCAGCGAUUCCAAUGGGGUGAGAUGAGGGGAGCCCAUCAUGUUCUGGACCUCCUUGUAACCGUCUGGAACGGCUGGACCAAGGUCCUUGGUGAUUAUUUGAAGCCGGAAGGGGAUUGGUUCCAGAGCUUUGAUGGUAGCGCAUUUGACAAAAAGCGACUGACCAUCUUGAGACCCGUGGUGAGGUUUGAGGGAGACUCAGAGUCAACCCCUGAGUGGAAGAGCCCGAGUGUGCCGUACGCAUACGAGAAGGCGGAGUCUGUUAAGUUUUUGUAA